AUGGAGGCAUCGAAGGGUUCCGCUCGUCAAGAGAGACCGGUGCUGCGGCACAGCUCUCUGACCGGCGGAUCGUUCAUUCAAGAUCACCAACAGUACAAACCCGCGACUCCUAUAUCGCAGAAUAUCAGUGAUGUUCGCCGAACCACCGGCGAUUCUCCCUCGCCGCGCAUGUUCAACAUCAACCCAAUCAGUCCGGACCCCUCAAAAGUGACGGAAAGUGGGAUUGUGCACAGCAUCUUCCCGAAAUCUCCCAAUCCCCUCCCCGCAGGCACCCCCAAGCUCGUCGCAACUAUUUUCUACAAGUCCGCCCAGCCCGUUCACCCAAACCUGCAUCCGGAUUCUUCAGCCGCUUCUCGAUCGGGUGACAGACUGCCCUCACCGUCGGUUCCCGUCGGGUCUGCGCCCACGGUAGAUAUCGAGAAGCUCCCACGGGAACCUCCGGCACCGGAACCAGAACCAUUAGACCAUCUAUAUGGACCGUUUGUGUCGCAAUUGUGCCUGACGAGCUUUUUGCAAAUCCUCGAGGGUCUCCAUACCCCGUAUCAGCGGAUAAAUUCGUCCCAUCGCUGUCUGGAUCAGGAGGAGCAGCCGCGAGUCGUCGAAGUGACGGUUUCUCCAUUGCCCAAUCCAGAGUACCUGUCUUUUGAGGAUCUCCGCAAACAUGAGAAUAUCUGGCGAUUCGAGCGGGAGUGGAACGUCGAGGUGGUGCUACAGAAGGAGAGUGUCUUCCGGCGAUAUAAGCGCCUAGCAGUCUUCGAUAUGGACAGCACAUUGAUACAAAACGAGGUUAUUGAUGAAAUCGCCAAGUUUGUGGGUGUCGAGAAGGAAGUCGCGGCCAUCACGGCUCGGGCGAUGAACGGCGAACUGGACUUCUCUGCGUCGCUAAAGGCUCGAGUCAGCCUUCUGAAAGGCGUCCCCGCCGAUGUUUUCGAGAAACUCAAGUCUAUUAUCACAAUUUCCCCUGGAGCACGAGAACUAUGCCGAGGAUUGAAAGCGCUCGGGUGCAAGCUGGCCGUGCUGAGUGGAGGGUUCCAACCUCUGGCCGAAUGGCUAGCCGGCGAGCUCGGCCUAGACUAUGCAUUUGCAAAUCAUCUCGAGAUCGACCCUGAGACGCAGACUCUGACCGGGAACCUGGUGCCGUCCUAUCCCAUCAUCGACGCCGCUCAGAAGCGCUCCCUGCUGCGCACUCUCGCAGCGGAGAAUUCGAUCCCAAUCAAGCAGACUCUGGCUGUCGGAGACGGCGCCAACGAUCUGCUCAUGUUGCACGAGGCCGGGCUUGGGGUUGCCUGGCGGGGGAAGACCAAGGUGCAAUUGGAGGCCCCAACGCGUCUGAACGGGGAGAAUUUGACCGAUAUACUAUACCUUCUGGGGCUGAGUGAGGAAGAAAUCAAGGAGUUGGUCGCAACUGAGAAAUGA
This is a messenger RNA of Rasamsonia emersonii CBS 393.64, 1416 nucleotides long. Its product is annotated as Phosphoserine phosphatase. The record is from RefSeq and is a predicted model, not a curated record. Gene Ontology annotation, molecular function: L-phosphoserine phosphatase activity; magnesium ion binding. Gene Ontology annotation, cellular component: cytoplasm. The coding region runs from base 1 to 1416 and encodes 471 amino acids. Lineage: Eukaryota; Fungi; Ascomycota; Eurotiomycetes; Eurotiales; Trichocomaceae. Gene Ontology annotation, biological process: dephosphorylation; L-serine biosynthetic process. The transcript has 3 exons.